Messenger RNA from Mesorhabditis spiculigera, 1887 nucleotides. The record is from the annotation of a GenBank genome assembly. NCBI's taxonomy places the organism in Eukaryota, Metazoa, Nematoda, Chromadorea, Rhabditida, Rhabditidae.
AUGGGGCGGUUACGGUGGCUCCUUUUUGCGGUAAUAUUCGCGUCGGCAUGCUUCCUGACAGCAAAAGCGGCAGAAAGCAGCGAAAUCGAGGGCGAGGAAAAGCUGGAGCGGUACCCGAUUGCAAUAUUCGAGUGGGAUGAGGUAAAAACCCCGCUCGUCAUUUGCCUAUGGCUUGUCGUCGCGUCGAUAGCAAAAAUUAUUUUCCACCAAAUCCCGCACAUGACGGAGAUGUUCCCCGACUCGUCGCUGCUCAUCAUGAUCGGGCUGAUUAUCGGCAUUGUCCUGAGCGCGAUCGGCGUCGAUAAGAGCGAAUACUUCCUCAGUAAGCAGGUUUUCUUCCUCUACCUGUUGCCACCGCUGGUUUUUGAUGCUGGUUAUUUUAUGCCUGCCCGUCAAUUCUUCGACAACCUCGGGUCGAUUCUGACGUUUGCCAUGAUUGGGACGACUUGGAAUAUUGCUUCUAUUGCCCUCUCGCUGUGGGCCAUCGGGCUGACCGGCAUCUUUUCCGUCGAGGUGCCACUCAUUCACUGUCUUCUAUUCGGAUCCGUGGCCGCUGAUGUCGACCCCGUGGCUGUGAUCGUCAUUUUUGAGGAGCUCGGAGUCAACGACAUCCUCUUCAUUUCCGUCUUUGGCGAAUCGCUCCUCAAUGACGGAGUGGCUGUCGUGUUCUACCGUAUGUUCGAGGACUACACGAUCAUCGGCUCCGAGAAUCUGAUCUCGAGGGAUUUCUACUAUGGAGCCAUCUCGUACAUGGUCGUCGCUUUUGGCGGUAUCGGAAUUGGGCUGCUUUUCGCUGCUGGAGCUUGUUUUAUCACGAAGUACACUCGCGAAGUCAACAUCCUCAACCCGGUCUUCGUCCUCGUCGUCCCGUACCUAUGCUAUCUGACUGCAGAACUGUUUGGUUUAUCAAGUAUUAUGGGAAUAGUGUUCUGUGGCGCGGCGAUGAAGCAGUACAUGAAGGAGAACUUGCCGGAGAAGUCGUCCAACGCCAUCUCCUACUUUAUUAAGGUGAUCUCCCUCUCUUCCGAAACCGUCAUCUUCGUGUUCCUCGGUCUGUCCACGGUGUCAUCCGAUCAUCACUGGGACACUCCCUUCAUCAUCCUCACCGUCGUCUUCUGCCUCAUCUACCGUACCCUGGGCGUGGUCGUCAUGUGCGGAAUCCUGAAUCGCUACCGGUUGUUCAAGUUCACGAAGGUCGAUCAGUUCAUCAUGGCCUAUGGAGGACUUCGUGGGGCCAUCGCCUACGGAUUGGUGGUCGCUUUGCCCAACAUCCCGGCGAAAAACAUGUUCAUCACCUCGUGCAUCAUCAUCGUCUACUUUACUGUAUUCUUGCAAGGUCUAACUCUCAAGCCGAUCGCCGAGUUCCUGCAGGUCGAGCUGAAGAACGAGCACAAGAAGAACAUGACGGAGUAUAUCUAUCAGGAGCUGAUCGAUACGACAAUGUCUGGAAUGGAGGACAUCGCCGGUUUCAAAGGACAUCACUGGAUCCGUGACACAUGGCAACACGUCAACCACCACUACAUCAAGAGGUUGCUGGUGAACAAGAAGAGCCUGAAGACGAUGGACCAGACGAAGAUCGUCAGAAUGUACAAGCGGUUGCAGAUGCAGGACGCGAAGGAGCUCGUUCGGGGCGGCAACAACCUGCACAAGAACCAAGUCUUCGUCCAGGCCCUCAUCGAGCACACGAGGAGCCGCACCGGCUCGGCGGGCGCUGGAACCCCCGGCGGUGGCGGAGCUGCCGGAAGUACCGUGAUCAACCUGCGCAGCCUGCAGGAGCACCACGGUGUUGCCGUCUACGAGCACAUGAGCAACAGCAGCGACGACGAGGAGUCGGUGGUGCGCACCGUCGACUCGUAUACGCUAGAGGAGGUCAUAGAGGCUAGGGUG